Messenger RNA from Enterobius vermicularis (human pinworm), 966 nucleotides. Lineage: Eukaryota; Metazoa; Nematoda; Chromadorea; Rhabditida; Oxyuridae. The record is from the annotation of a GenBank genome assembly.
AUGGCAAACGCGGAGGAACUUGAGGAUGACCGCGAGAUUUCCUAUUACGACGCAGUGAAAAACUCGGUUGUCGAGCUUCGAAUUAAGGAAGAAAAAAAUAGAGGGUUUGAUAUUCCUUCUACCACUGGAAGAAUGGCUAAUUUAUCAUCUGGCUUCUCUGCAAAGGCAGAAAAUUUGAGGACAGAAGCAAGAACAGAAAAGAAACUGAAUAAUAGUCGCGUGCUUCUUGAUUAUGACAUUGAGAAGAAUUCAACUGUUCUUCUUAUAAUUCGGAGAAGUGCUACUGAGCAGAUAAAUUUUAAUCCUCAGAUGGAAAAGAUGGCUAAUUCAACAUUGCAUCUCUUCAAAACAGCAGAAAAUGCAAAAAUGAAAUUUGACCAGCAUGAUUUUGUUCACAAAAAUUUUCGAACGCCUGCUGACGAUAGCUUCAAGAACAGUCAAGUCCCACGCUUUUCAGCUGAGGCAUACGAGUCCGUACCGAUAACUGUGAGAUCGACAGGUGGAGCACUUUCACUGGCAGUGCAGCUCUCAGACAGCGUCAGAGAUCUCAAACAAAAAAUUAAUAAUAAGACGGGAAUACCGAUUGAAAAACAGCAGUUACUUUUGGAUAGUGAGAAACUGGAAGAUAAUCGCAGGCUUUCUGAAUGUAAAAUCAGGGAGAAUUCAGCCCUUUAUCUUAUAGUUCAAAGGGGUAAAACUACGCCAAUAAAUGCGGGCUCUUUAGCUGGAAAGUCAACAAAAGAUUUUGGUUCUGAGAAUUGGCGAACGCUUGCUGGUGAUAAUAUCAAUAGUGGCUCAAAUUUGAGUUUUAAAUCCAGGAUGCAUGGAACAAUACCGUUUCUUGAUCAUUUAAAGCAGACCGACAGUAGUUGGGCUGACAAAAGAUGUUUAAGGAAUUCAAGUUGCGGAAAAAUAGCUGUAGAUGAAUUUCCAUGUUUUUUGGUCAUAUUGGCUUUAUGUACAUGA